Molecule: messenger RNA, 1057 nt
Organism: Zea mays
Lineage: Eukaryota; Viridiplantae; Streptophyta; Magnoliopsida; Poales; Poaceae
Product: anthocyanin regulatory C1 protein
Source: RefSeq, marked validated
ACACACACACGACUAGCAGGCACAGCAGCACCGACUAGUCAAUCUCUACUUGCCUACACAGCAGAAGGAACCAGACAGGGAAGUAGGGAACCAGAGAAAGCAUAGCAAUGGUGCGGAAGCCGAUCCACGCUGACGACGCCGGCGCUAAGAGCACGGAGGCGAGCAAGGAGAGGAAGGGGUUGUGGUCGCCGGAGGAGGACGAGCGGCUCUUCACCCACAUCACCUACCACGGCGUCUCCACCUGGAGCUCCGUCGCGCAGCUAGCAGGCCUGCGGAGGAGCGGCAAGAGCUGCCGGCUGCGGUGGCUGAACUACCUGCGCCCGGACCUCAAGAAGGAGCCCAUCUCCAAGCGCGAGGAGGAGACCAUCAUCUCCCUGCAGCAGUCGCUCGGCAACCGGUGGUCGACUAUCGCGGCGAGGAUGCCAGGCAGGACGGACAACGAGAUCAAGAACUACUGGAACUCCCGCAUCAGGAAGCGCCUCAACGCCGCCGCCUCCAGAGCUGCAGGCUGCGGCGACGGCGGUGACAGCGCGGCCGAGCCAUCGGGGGCCGCGGCCGCGGGAGGAAAGGAGGAUUCGGCCAACGCUGCGCCGCCGCCAGCGGCCCAGCCUACGCCCAUCCCGGCGCGGUUCCCGGUCUUCGGGUGCCAGCUGCCCGACGGAGCCGGCGGCGGCAUUUCGUCUCCCGGCAGCGGCAAGAGUCCACAGUCGUCGACUACUGCGAGUAUGCGGCAGAACGCGGGUGACGAGAGCGAUGCGAGCGACGGUGGCGGUGGCGACAGCGACAUGGUCCAUUUCCUCUCGUUCGAUGAUCUGGAUUAUCCCGGGGAUUUGCUCAUUGAUGUGCCGGGCGCCAUGGACGCGUGGGAGAGCCAACUGUGCUAUGCGAAUCCGAUGAUGAGCUCGCUCUGUUGAUCCACACUACCAAUUGCAUAUAGCACAGCCAUUGUCUUGUUCCCGCUAAUCAUAUAUAGGUUGUAUGAAUUGUUUAUGUGAAAUUUCACUGGGUUUUUUGGAGAAGGAAUGCAUGAUGACGUGUGGGUAUUCCUAUUAAAAAG